GUGACACGUCAUGUGAUACGUCACUUCCAAUGAACGGCUGUCGUCGUCAGAAUCGUCGUCGUGUAUGUCCAUCGACAGUGCUGUUUUCGAUAGUUAAUGCCUGAGUUGCCAUUGAGCUUCAAAAACUGCGAACAUGGCCGGCAGGAUGAUGAAAGCGGAGCGCUGCCCAUCAGAUGAGUUGUCCUUGACCAACUGUGUUGUGAUGAGUGAGAAGGAUGGGCAGAAUGGACAGCAUGUCAUGGUGAAGGCAACUCCCCCACACAAGUAUGUGUUUACGGUCCGAUGCCACGAGAAGAUGGUUGCCCAGUCCAUCGGCUUCAGUCUGCCGCAGAGGAAAUGGGCUGCCAUCUCAAUUGGGCAAGACGUGGAAGUGUUGAGCUAUAACUUUGACAAGUCCAAGCAGUGCGUGGGCACCAUGACAGUGGAGGUGGACUUCCUGCAGAAGAAGAAUGUGGACAGCAGCCCCUACGACACUGACAAGAUGGCCGCCGAGUUCAUCCAACACUUCAACAACCAGGCCUUCACCAAGGGCCAGCAGCUGGUCUUCAGCUUCUCCGACAAACUGUUCUCCAUCGUCAUCAAGGACAUUGAAGCCAUGGAUCCCAGCAUCCUGAAGGGAGACACCAGCUCGGGCAAGAAGCAAAAGAUCGAAAUUGGCUUGCUGCUUGGCAACAGUCAGGUGAUUUUCGAGAAGGGAGAGACCUCUUCUGUCCAGCUUGUUGGUAAAUCCAAGACCCGGGAGGCCCGCCAGUCCAUCAUCAACCCCGACUGGAACUUUGAGCGCAUGGGCAUCGGAGGGCUGGACAAGGAGUUCUCCGACAUCUUCAGGAGGGCCUUCGCCUCGCGCGUCUUCCCACCCGACAUCGUGGAGCAGAUGGGCUGUAAGCACGUGAAGGGUAUCCUGCUGUACGGCCCUCCCGGCUGUGGCAAGACGCUCAUGGCCCGGCAGAUCGGCAAGAUGCUGAACGCGCGCGAGCCCAAGAUCGUCAACGGGCCCGAGAUCCUCAACAAGUACGUGGGGGAGUCGGAGGCCAACAUCAGGAAGCUGUUCGCCGACGCAGAGGACGAGCAGAAGAGGCUGGGUGCCAACAGCGGGCUCCACAUCAUCAUCUUUGAUGAGAUCGAUGCCAUCUGCAAGCAGAGAGGGAGCAUGGCCGGCAGCACGGGGGUCCAUGACACCGUCGUCAACCAGCUGCUCUCCAAGAUCGAUGGCGUCGAGCAGCUCAAUAAUAUCCUAGUCAUCGGAAUGACCAAUAGGCCGGACCUCAUUGACGAAGCCUUGUUGAGACCUGGCAGAUUGGAGGUGAAGAUGGAGAUUGGAUUGCCUGAUGAGAAUGGCCGAGUGCAGAUCCUGAACAUCCACACGGCGAAGAUGCGCGAGUUCAAGCUGCUGUCCGCCGACGUGGAUGUCAAGGAGCUGGCGGCCGAGACCAAGAACUUCAGCGGUGCAGAGCUGGAGGGUUUAGUCAGGGCCGCCCAGUCCACGGCCAUGAACCGACACAUCAAGGCGAGCAACACGGUGGAGGUGGACAUGGAGAGGGCAGAGAAGCUUCAAGUAAGCAGAGAUGACUUCCUCGCCUCCCUGGAAAACGACAUCAAACCCGCCUUCGGUACCAACCAGGAGGACUAUGCCAGUUACAUCAUGAAUGACAUCAUUAAGUGGGGUGACCCUGUGACGGCGGUGCUGGACGAUGGCCUUCUGUUGGUGCAGCAGACCAAGAACAGCGACCGCACACCACUGGUGUCUGUUCUGUUGGAGGGGCCCCCACACAGCGGCAAGACCGCCCUGGCUGCCAAGAUUGCGGAGGAGUCGCAAUUCCCCUUCAUCAAGAUCUGUUCUCCUGACAAGAUGAUUGGACACUCGGAGAUCGCCAAGUGCCAGGCCAUCAAAAAGAUAUUUGAAGAUGCCUACAAGUCGCAGCUCAGUUGUGUGGUGGUGGACGAUAUUGAACGGUUACUGGAUUAUGUCCCAAUUGGACCUCGGUUCUCCAAUCUGGUUCUGCAAGCUCUGCUUGUUCUGCUCAAGAAGCCACCUCCCCAUGGCCGCAAGCUGCUUAUUAUUGGCACGACGAGCCGCAAGGACGUGCUUCAAGAGAUGGAGAUGCUGGACGCCUUCAGCACCAAGAUACACGUGCCCAACAUCGCACGCGGAGAACACCUGGUGGAGGCGCUGGAGAUGCUUGGUAGUUUCCAAGAAAAGGAGCGUGCGGACAUUGCGAAGGAGGUGAAAGGCAAGAGCCUGUGGAUCGGCAUCAAGAAACUGCUGAUGCUCAUCGAGAUGUCACUGCAGAUGCAGGCUGAAUACAGAGUUAGCAAGUUCCUGUCCUUGCUGAGGGAAGAGGGCGCGUUGCGUUCGGACUUUCCUGAGAGGAUAUAAGCACUCGCAGCGGUCACAGUGCCUUGCAGACUCUCAUGUGGCCAGAGGAGGGGAAGGUCGUGGGGCAACCACGUUGUGUCGGGAACAGAGGAGGAACGAGAGAAGGAGUGAAAGAAACAGAGAUUCAGGGAUCCUUCGGGUGUGGGAACGGCAAGCACCGACUACAACAUGAGUGCCAUGAGUUGAAUCCAGUGACUGUGCCACCUGUCUUUCCUGUCGACUCAUCCAUCGCCUUCUGCACAACGUUCUUCAAAGAAGCUCUAGAACAUCAACGGUCCUCUUCCGUCAUGCCCUCAACCUCAACACGACCCUGACACUCCCAUGACUAGCUCUGUUGCUGUGUUUUAUCGUUUUGACCAACAUAUAUUAUGGGUCAAUGUUAGGCUCAAGACUGGACUGAAACAUGUGUGUUUGUGUGUGUGUGUGUAUUUGGAUGUGUGUUUGUACAGUAUGCAUGCAUGCUGGUGCAUGUAUGUGGAGAUAAAACAGAAAACUUGCUGUGUCAAGUUUGAUGUUUGACUGUACUUAAAAAAAGAAAUCAUUCCAAUUUGAUUUUUUUUAUUAUUACUGAUGCCUUGUUCGUUCUCGUUUGUGUGUUUGAUCACCCUGUCUCUUAAUCACACUACCAGUGCCUGAUCUACCAGUGUGCCAGUGCUAGAUCCUGCGAUCAAGUAUGAUCUACUAGUUGAAUUUACAGUUAUACUAUUUCUAAUCAAACACACUGGUUCUUCUCUGUCUGACCAAACUUUAUACUGGUCAUCUUCCUGACUGUUGUCUUUUGUAAACUGUUUUUUUUUCUCUCAAGUGUGCAUCAUGACUGUUGUGCAUAAAGAGGCAUCAUGUCUUUGUCACUAUAUUCGUAUUUUGUAUAUGUAGACACUACACACGUUCAUCUUAAAGGGAAUUACGCCUGUCUUGGAUGCAAA
Engraulis encrasicolus (European anchovy) is the source of this 3303-nucleotide messenger RNA. RefSeq names its product vesicle-fusing ATPase. Gene Ontology annotation, biological process: intra-Golgi vesicle-mediated transport; Golgi to plasma membrane protein transport; SNARE complex disassembly. The coding region runs from base 134 to 2377 and encodes 747 amino acids. Gene Ontology annotation, molecular function: ATP hydrolysis activity; ATP binding. The transcript is spliced from 22 exons. The record is from RefSeq and is a predicted model, not a curated record. Gene Ontology annotation, cellular component: Golgi stack. NCBI's taxonomy places the organism in Eukaryota, Metazoa, Chordata, Actinopteri, Clupeiformes, Engraulidae.